AUGGAUGUGUACUCUGGUACCUUUGCUCUGGUGGGGGCGGCGGCCUUCUUGGGGGGCGUGGUCCGCAUGACCAUCAGCCUCACUGUGAUCCUCAUCGAGUCCACCAACGAGAUCACAUAUGGUCUGCCCAUCAUGAUCACACUUAUGGUGGCUAAAUGGACUGGAGACCUGUUCAACAAAGGUAUCUACGACAUCCACAUCGCGCUGAGAGGAGUUCCUCUGCUGGAGUGGGAGACUGAGCUGCAGAUGGACAAUCUCUCCCCUCCUCUCACCUCCUCUGUCCCUUCCUCCUCUCUCACCUACUCUCUCUCCUCCUCUCUCACCUCGUCUCUCUCCUCCCCUCUCUCCUCCUCUCUCUCCUCCUCUCUCUCCUCCUCUCUCACCUCCUCUCUCCCCUCCUCUCACCUCCUCUCUCCUCCUCCUCUCUCACCUCCUCUCUCCUCCUCCUCUCACCUCCUCUGUCCCUUCCUCCUCUCUCACCUCCUCUCUCUCCUCAUCUCUCACCUCGUCUCUCACCUCCUCUCCUCCUCUCUCUCCUCCUCUCUCACCUCCUCUCUCUCCUCAUCUCUCACCUCGUCUCUCACCUCCUCUCCUCCUCUCUCACCACUCGUCUCUCACCUCCUCUGUCCCUUCCUCCUCUCUCACCUCCCCUCUCUCCUCCUCUCUCACCUCGUCUCUCACCUCCUCUCCUCCUCUCUCUCUCUCCCCUCUCACCUCCCCUCUCUCCUCCUCUCUCUCCUCCCCUCUCACCUCCCCUCUCUCCUCCUCUCUCUCCUCCUCUUUCACCUCGUCUCUCACCUCCUCUGUCCCUUCCUCCUCUCUCACCUCCCCUCUCUCCUCCUCUCUCUCCUCCUCUCUCUCCUCCUCUCUCACCUCGUCUCUCACCUCCUCUCCUCCUCUCUCGCCUCCUCUCACCCCUCCUCUCACCUCCUCUGUCCCUUCCUCCUCUCUCACCUCCUCUCUCUCCUCCUCUCUCUCCUCCUCAGACUCACAGCCAGUGACAUCAUGCAGCCGGACCUCACUUACAUCUACCCUCACACUCGGGUCCAGUCUCUGGUCAGCAUCCUCAGGACCACAGUGUUCCAUGCGUUCCCUGUGGUCACCGAGAACCGGCUCCAGCACCGAGACUUUGGCAAAGGCAACGUCCUGGUCAGCAACAACAUCCAAUACAAGCGCUCCAGUGUCCUGCCUCGGGCUGGGGAGCAGAGGCGUCGCUGUCAUCCCAUGAAUGUCGUAACCCGACCAAGCUCGUCUCAGCCUCGUCUCUCCUUCGCUCAGACCUCAGAGGAUUAUCCACGCUUCCCCGACAUCCACGACCUGGACCUGACCCAGCUCAACCCACGCAUGAUAGUGGACGUCACCCCGUACAUGAAUCCUGGUCCCUACACGGUGUCUCCAAACAGCCGCAUCUCACAGGUCUUCAACCUGUUCAGGACCAUGGGCCUCAGGCAUCUACCAGUGGUCAACGCAGUGGGAGAGAUUGUGGGGAUCAUCACGAGACACAACCUCACCCACGAGUUCCUCACCACCAAACUGAGGCAGCACUCCAUCACCAUCUGA
Knipowitschia caucasica is the source of this 1560-nucleotide messenger RNA. Lineage: Eukaryota; Metazoa; Chordata; Actinopteri; Gobiiformes; Gobiidae. The record is from the annotation of a GenBank genome assembly.